CAUUCUACCCUUCUUCUCCAUCGCACCUCCUCUCUCUCUCUCUCUCUCUCUCUCGCUUCGUUCCCGAAGCUUCGCGAUCUCUUUCCCCUUCCUCGCUAUGCCUCGGUAUUACUGCGAUUACUGCGACACGUACCUCACCCACGAUUCUCCAUCUGUUAGAAAGCAACAUAAUGCUGGAUACAAGCACAAGGCAAAUGUACGAUCCUAUUAUCAGCAAUUUGAAGAGCAGCAGACUCAAAGCUUAAUUGAUCAAAGAAUCAAAGAGCAUUUGGGACAGGCUGCUGCUUUCCAGCAACAGGUGGGUGCUGCUUUCAACCAACAUCUUCUUUCCAUGCCUGGAGGUAUGCCGAGGCCUCGUCUUCCGGUUCUACCACCACCAGUUCUGCCGAUUGGAGCAACUCCGCCAAUUCCAGGAGUCAGACCCCCUGUUUUGCCGACCCCAGUUGUUGGUGCUCCGGGUUAUGCUGUGGCUCCAGGCGCUCCAACUGUUCCACCCCCAAUGGUGCCGCCAGGCGCCACUUCUAUGCCAAUGCAGAUGCUGAGUCUCCCACGGCCGCCGACACUGACCCCGCCGGCUUCAGGAGGCGCCCCCACGGCCCCUUCUUCAGCGAGCUACGAUGCCUUUGGCGCUUCCACUGCUGCUCCUGCUGCAGCAGCUCCUUCACAACCCGGAUUCUCCUAUUCUCAACUUGCGGACGCCAACCACUAGUUUCGGUUAAUUUUAUGGUUUUGCAUAUUGAAGUAGAUGGUAUAAAGCUUAUUGCUUAAUGUGCUGCAGAACCAGAGAUAAUUGUAUAAUUCUGAAUUUGUUUAGAUAUUCCCAGGGUAGGUUGGAGAGAAUAGUUUGGAGAUAGUUUAAUGAUGUUCUUAAAAACUGCCCUAAUGAAACUUAAUGUUUAGGACUUGCAAUUUGAACCAUCAGUGAACAACUCCGUCGCGAACCCGAGGCUGUUUUAAGUUGUCUAAUGCUUUCCGUGGUGCGCAUUGAAGGGAAAAUAGUGCUUCUAAGAUCACAAGUUGUUGCAUCUAGGGCUGAUAAUUGCAGAGAAUAUAAUGCUUCUAAGAAUGAAAGUUUUUCCUA
Molecule: messenger RNA, 1081 nt
Organism: Ananas comosus (pineapple)
Lineage: Eukaryota; Viridiplantae; Streptophyta; Magnoliopsida; Poales; Bromeliaceae
Product: U1 small nuclear ribonucleoprotein C-like
Exons: 5
Coding region: 98-709 (203 amino acids)
Biological process (GO): mRNA 5'-splice site recognition; mRNA splicing, via spliceosome; spliceosomal snRNP assembly
Cellular component (GO): U1 snRNP; nucleus
Molecular function (GO): pre-mRNA 5'-splice site binding; zinc ion binding
Source: RefSeq, a predicted model, not a curated record